Messenger RNA from Ipomoea nil (Japanese morning glory), 2472 nucleotides. Its product is annotated as probable inactive receptor kinase At2g26730. The record is from RefSeq and is a predicted model, not a curated record. NCBI's taxonomy places the organism in Eukaryota, Viridiplantae, Streptophyta, Magnoliopsida, Solanales, Convolvulaceae. The transcript is spliced from 2 exons. Gene Ontology annotation, molecular function: protein binding; ATP binding; protein kinase activity. Bases 210 to 2192 code for a protein of 660 amino acids. Gene Ontology annotation, biological process: protein phosphorylation.
AAAACAAAGUCUCUCCCACACUCUGCUCCGCCUUCUAUCUCUUUCGGAGAGCAGAGCGAGAUUCUCUCUCUCUCUCUCUCUAAAUUCGUUUCUCUCUCUCUCAUGGACCCUUGCCGGCGGCCGGGUUUUGAAUCAGUCCAGAAGUGCAGCUGUUUAAGAAUUAAAUAAGAAUUUUGGCGUAGAGUUUUUGGUGCAAAAAGAAGAAUAUUAUGGCGGCGAUUUUGAAUUCUUGGUUUCUUCUGUGGUUUGCUAUGGUGGUGGCGUUACAGGUGAGUCACCACCACCGCGUCAACUCGGAGCCAACUCAGGACAAGCAAGCACUCCUUGCUUUCCUGUCGAGGGUCCCACACGAGGGCAGGGUCCAGUGGAACGCCUCCGUCUCUGCGUGCACGUGGGUGGGCGUGCAAUGUGAUGAUAACCAGUCGUUUGUAUUCGCUCUCCGGCUUCCCGGCGUCGGCUUGGUGGGGAAUAUUCCGGCGAAUACGCUGGGACGCCUGAGCCGGCUUCGGGUUCUUAGCCUCCGGUCCAACCGGCUCACCGGUCCAAUCCCGCAGGAUUUCUCUAACCUCAAGCUCCUCCGUAGCCUCUAUCUCCAGAACAACUUGCUCUCCGGCGGGUUUCCGGCGAGUAUCACCGGGGUGACCCGACUUAUCCGCCUUGACAUGUCAUCUAACAACUUUUCCGGGCCAAUCCCGUUCGCCGUCAACAAUUUAAGCAAUUUGACUCGGCUUUACUUGCAGAACAAUGGCUUUAAUGGGACACUCCCUAGCAUCAAUCCUUUAAGGUUAACUGAUUUCAAUGUUUCGAACAAUCGCCUAAAUGGGUCUAUUCCCACUACACUAUCCAAGUUUCCGGCGUCUUCUUUCGCCGGAAACCUCCAGCUCUGCGGCGGCCCAUUGCCGUCUUGCUCCCCGUUCUUCCCUUCUCCCACGCCUUCUCCUUCACUCCAGCCCAAUAUCCCUACGGAGCAUAAGAAAUCCAAGAAGCUCUCCACCGGCGCCAUUGUCGGGAUUGUGGUUGGCUCAGUAGCCGCCUUUCUCCUCUUAUUACUCAUCCUCUUCCUCUGUCUACGAAAAAGUAGGAAUAGAACAGGGGAGGCAGCAAAAACGCAGAAGCCUUCGACGGUCACCCGAGCGGCGGCGGCGGCCGGGGAGGCCGGAACGUCGUCGUCAAAGGACGACGUCACCGGAGGGUCAGUGGAAGGGGAGAGGAACAAGCUGGUGUUCUUCAACGGUGGAGGCUAUAGUUUCGAUCUGGAGGACCUGUUGAGGGCGUCGGCGGAGGUUCUGGGGAAAGGCAGCGUCGGAACUAGCUACAAGGCGGUGCUGGAGGAGGGAACCACGGUGGUCGUGAAGCGGCUGAAAGACGUGGCGGUUAGCCGGAAAGAGUUUGAGCAGCAUUUGGAAGGUUUGGGGAAGCUGAAAAACGAGAAUGUGCUUCCAUUAAGAGCUUUUUACUUCUCAAAAGAUGAGAAAUUGUUAGUCUUUGAUUACAUGCCUGCCGGAAGCUUAUCUGCUCUUCUUCAUGGUAGUAGAGGGUCUGGGCGAACGCCACUAGACUGGGAUACGAGAAUGAAAAUUGCGUUGUGUGCGGCGAGAGGCCUUGCGUAUCUUCACGCGGGAGGGAAGGUAGUGCAUGGCAACAUAAAGGCGUCAAAUAUCUUGCUCAAGCAGGACAAUCACGAGGCCUGUCUAGCGGAUUAUGGAUUGAACCCGUUGUUUUCCAGCUCGACGCCGGUCAACCACAGGGUCGCAGGGUAUCGGGCCCCAGAGGUGCUCGAGACCCGAAAGGUCACGUUUAAGUCAGAUGUGUACAGCUACGGGGUUUUGUUGUUGGAGCUUCUAACGGGCAAAUCGCCCAACCAGGCUUCGUUAGGCGAGGAGGGCAUUGAUUUGCCCCGAUGGGUUCAAAGCGUCGUUAGGGAGGAAUGGACCGCCGAAGUGUUUGAUGUCGAGCUAAUGAGGUAUCACAAUGUGGAAGAAGAGAUGGUGCAACUACUCCAGAUUGGAAUGGCAUGUGUUGCCAUGGUUCCCGACCAGAGACCCUCGAUGCCGGAUGUGGUGAGGAUGAUGGAGGAGAUAAACCGCGGGGGCGAAACGGACGAUGGAUUGCGACGACAAUCCUCCGAUGAUCCAUCGAAAGGGUCCGACAUCCAAACACCUCCUCAGGAACCCCGAGCUUCACCUCCAUAGGAUCAAAGCAAAACAACAUAAGCUAUUGUUGAAAUCUGCUGGAAGGCUAUUCAGUCAAGUAUAUUACUUCCAUUUUUUUGUUUUCCUUUUUUCAAGAAAAUUGUGCAGUGAAAUUGAUAGAGAUAAUGGUAGUUUGCAGGAGGAAAAAAAAAAAAAAAAGAGUGUUGAAUAUGAAGUGAUUGGAGUUGACCAUUUGAUGUAUUCAGUUGUUCCUUUUAUCAUCUGAUUCUUUUUGUUCAAAAACUUUAUUAAGAAUAUAUGCUUCUUUGCAUUUGGCCUU